Messenger RNA from Zingiber officinale, 3451 nucleotides. RefSeq lists its product as uncharacterized. Bases 340 to 2997 code for a protein of 885 amino acids. The record is from RefSeq and is a predicted model, not a curated record. NCBI's taxonomy places the organism in Eukaryota, Viridiplantae, Streptophyta, Magnoliopsida, Zingiberales, Zingiberaceae. The transcript has 7 exons.
CAGCUUGCUCUCUCUCCCUCCCUCAGCGUCAGCGAUUAAUGGCUUCCAACUCCUCUCCUCUUCCUCUCUCCCUUCUCUCCUCGCCUCGAGUACUCAACUCCAACUCCUUCACCGGAACCGCUUCUUCCGCCGGGCCGGCGUUCGGCUGGCGCUGUCCCAGAUCGUCUCAAUCGAGGUCGUCCGCCUGUCCCUUCUCCGUCCCUGGAUCUGCGCUUUGACUGUAGAUCUCGCGUUUUCUCUUCUCAAGGAAUGGGGAAUUCGGGGCGGGCCAAUGUUUUCUGGACGGAAACUGGGUAGCUCGUUCCUAAAGGCAAGGGGUUACUGGAGGCAGUCACCUAGAUGGCUCCAAAGACUCGUAGUUUCCUUCAUUUUUUGGAGUGGUCCAGGACGUCGCAGAAGAAAUUGUUCCCUGAUGAACAGGCUUCGAUCGAGGACAAAAGUCAGGACAAGAUCGAUGGCCAUGAUGAUAAGCCAGUACCAAAUGUUCCUCUGAUUGAUGAGGAUGAGAAGUCAGGAGUAUCUAGUGUAAGAGAUCUCAAUGAGCAUAGCUCUUCUUCUUCUUCUUCUUCAGUGGUUGUUGAAGAGGGAAGCAGGACUAAGGCUCCUGGAGUUGUUGCCAAGCUUAUGGGUUUAGAGUCUAUGCCCUCAUCAGGCAUUGUUUUGAGUGACUUGCAUAACAUUCAAGAUAAACCUGGCCAAAAUCAAAGAAACAAUUCAAGUUAUGUUAUCUUGAAAGCUGGUGCUAACUCAAGAACACUAGAUUUAUGGUCCCAAAAGAUGCCAGGCAGUCCAAUUGAGAGGUUCCAGGUUGAAGCAUUGCCUCCUAGACUAGUAAAAUCUAUCUCAGUUACACGCCACAAAUUGCUAUCGCCAGUUAAAAAUCUUGGAUUGGACUCUGUUAAGAUUAGUGAACCAGAAGUUCAAAAGAAAACCAAGAGUAAAGUUCAGCCUUCUAAACCAUCCCCAAGUCCUUCAGAAAUUUGUGAUUCAACAAAGAUUAUAGCUACUCCUCCAAAGCCAUUGAAGGCCUUAGAAUUUCCUGGAAGACGUAUUCAGUCAGUUUCUUUGAAGUCUUCCAGAUCACAAGCCUUAUGCAGGAGAGACAUUUCACAAAAUGAUAAAUCUUUGCUAUCAAAGGAUGAAUCGUUGAAAUCCAGUCCAAAAGGCAAGAAUAAAUCAGUUUCACUUGCCAUUCAAGCAAAGUUGAACGUCCAAACAAGAAAAGGCAUAAGCCCAAGUACCAGCAACAAGUUUGUUUCACAGGAGGAUAAUGAAUUUCACUCUGAGAAACCACUGAAAUUUCAGUCUAGUAACCAAACACAUACCCACAACAAAGGGAAUUCAGAUGCUGAUUCUCAUAAUGUACACCGACCAAACAAACAAGACUAUCUUGUAACUAAAAGCAAGCUUGGCCAGAGACUAUCAGUCUCUGAUACAAGUGAGGGAAAUGCACUUUCUAGAGAUGGUUCUUCUAGAAAUAAAAAAUUAGUGAAGGAUUGUGUAAGAAACAAAAAAGGACGGAACAACAUGAUUAAAGGCUCAGAGGUAUCUCGUGUUGCCAAGGAUCGAUCCAUGCCAAAUUACAAGAAGGUGGUAUUAGUAGAGAACAACAGAUCAUAUUGCAAAAGAUGUGAUUCUGUUGAUAAUUUGCCACUAGACAAACAGAGAAAACAUAUUCGACAUAAUGUCGUUGUAUCUGAUCAUUCAGGAUGGACUAAUGGUAAUACAACACGUGAUAGAGAUGUUGUGUCAUUUACAUUCACAUCCCCUCUAACAAAACUGCAUGAAUAUUCACCUCAUUAUCGGAAUGAGGGUGGAAAAGAGGGGAAAAAGAAUGGUUACAGAUUUUGUAGUUAUUCUGGAAAUUCAACAGAUUCGGAUGACAAAAAUUUUUUGCCUUUCAACUUGAAUGUGAAAGAUGGUGAUCAUUUAGGCUUUAUUUUGGAACAAAGAUUGAAAGAAUUAGCAUCUAUGGGUGGAUCACCUUUCUGUAUCUCAGUUAAAGAUGCUGGUGUUGUUGCUCAUCUCUCUGAUUCAAUAGAUUCAGCUUCUACUUCCGAUGCCCCUGGAGUUGCAUAUACUGAUUACCAAAGUGAAUCUUUCCUCCUAUCUUUUGAUGAUGAAGUAUGCAGCAGUGCCUCAAACUCCUCAGUGAAUAAUGUUUGGGUUCCUUGUAAAAGUGAUAAGCUGCAGGAAAAGAAAAGGAUCGGUUCCUACUGUAACAUUGCAGAUCAAAGUGAAAUUGAGCAUCAAGAUCAGAGCCCCCUUUCCAUUCCAGACAACUCAUUUUCAAAUGAAAGCUGCUCCUCUGAGAGUUACCAAAAUUCUGAUGGUACCAGGACGAAUCCUUCUCAUUAUUCUUCUCUCUCCAAAGAAGCUGAGUUUGAUUCCAUGUACAAAACUGGGCCAGCAGAAUAUGAAGUAGAAUUAUCUACAUCAUCAUUACAUAAACAAGCCAUAGACUCAGACGAAGACCUAGCCUCAGAAAUCGGCCGAAUAGAUAAUGCUUACACUUGCUGGGAUGAGCUGGAUUAUGUGAAGGAAAUAUUGAAUAGCUGGGAAAUUAUUUCAGAUGAUUCAAUUCUCAGCUACAUGGACCAAUCUAGUGAGAUUCUUGAUCCCCAUCUCUUUGAGAAGUUAGAAGAGAAUCAAAUCUCAGGUCAUGUAGACGAAACACAGAUAAUGAAGAGGAAGAUAAUAUUUGAUGCUGUGAAUGAAUGCUUGUCUACUAAAUGUAGUGUUUACUUCCAAGCUGGAUUCCAAAUGUGGGCAAAAGGUGUCAUGUUUGUCAGGAAAGACUUGUCAGAAGAACUCUACAAUGAGAUAUCAGGAUGUGUCUGCGGCGAGGACUGGAUGGUGGAUGAGCUUGUGUAUAAAGAUAUGAGUGCUCAUCUAGGCAGGUGGAUUGAUUUCGAAAUCGAAGCAUUUGAAGCAGGAGUAGAGAUUGAAAGGUGGUUGCUCGAUACCUUGGUUGAUGAAUUUUUCAAGGAAUUUUAGUUUUCCUUCAGUGUAAGUACGUUGGUGUAAAUUUCUCUUUUACUCCUUCCAGUUGAAUGUUGUAUAAUAGCAACAAUAUUCGUCGGGUCACUUAAAAUCAGGAAAAACUAUCAUAGAACUACAGAAGAGGCUUUCUGUGCAUCCCUGUGGAGGGUUCACGUCGUUGAUCAAAGCAUCAGAGCGGCGGUAAAAGAAAUAAAUCUUGACCGUCAAUCCAUCAAUGACUGAGAUCUAUUUCUAAUGGCAGUAAAAGCUCCUCCAAAAAGCACUGCGAAACCUUCUUUAUAUUAGUUUUUUCCCACCUUUAAAGACUUUAAAAUGGAUGUAAAUGUUCUUCACAACUUAAGUUUUUUAUUUUAUUUUAUUUUGUUUUAGAUUUUGGCAUUAGAGUCUUUAUUUCCACUGUGAGACUGUGAUUAUAUAUAUAUGUAUAUAUUAUUGCAAAGAAAAAUAU